Molecule: messenger RNA, 141 nt
Organism: Phytophthora nicotianae INRA-310
Lineage: Eukaryota; Oomycota; Peronosporomycetes; Peronosporales; Peronosporaceae
Exons: 2
Coding region: 1-141 (46 amino acids)
Source: RefSeq, a predicted model, not a curated record
AUGGCGGCCUGUGCCGCCAUUCAGCGCUGCUGCUGUAUCCUCGGUUGGCGCGCGAAGGCACGCGUCCUCGUCGCUCCUGCAUCACGCCAGCACUGUCCGCGUCUAGGCCCCACUGGAGGAUACAGCUCGAAGAAGCACUGA